CCUCACUCUCUUGCUUCGGCAAAGUAAAGCGCACCCGGGCACGUAUGAGACUCACUCCAACUACAGUGUGGAUUGGUUCGACACUCUACAAGCCCAGUGACUUUUGAGGUCAUACUGUUGUCAGGCGUCCGGUUGAAUAUCUAUUAAAACCCAUUCUAAACUACCGUACUUAUCUAUUUGGUGAACGAAACAGGUAACGGUCAUGCCUGACAACAACGCUCUCGUCAAGAAUGCCGACAUGAGUGAGGAGAUGCAACAAGACGCUGUUGAAUUGUGCCAUGAGGCGAUGAAGAAAUACUCGAUGGAGAAGGAUAUUGCAGCAUACAUCAAGAAGGGGUUUGAUAGAAUGCAUAAGCCUACUUGGCACUGUAUAGUAGGAAAACAUUUUGGCAGUUACGUAACACACGAAACAAGUCACUUCAUAUAUUUCUACAUGAAUAACUAUGCCAUCCAGCUCUUCAAAGCCGGUUAGACUUGUGCAUUGUUCCAACUUACAUUUAUAAAUACAAUCUUUACGUACCA
This is a messenger RNA of Dicrocoelium dendriticum, 522 nucleotides long. Lineage: Eukaryota; Metazoa; Platyhelminthes; Trematoda; Plagiorchiida; Dicrocoeliidae. The record is from the annotation of a GenBank genome assembly.